Cololabis saira (Pacific saury) is the source of this 1423-nucleotide messenger RNA. RefSeq names its product lysophosphatidic acid receptor 6-like. Lineage: Eukaryota; Metazoa; Chordata; Actinopteri; Beloniformes; Belonidae. The coding region runs from base 118 to 1104 and encodes 328 amino acids. Gene Ontology annotation, biological process: behavioral response to pain; G protein-coupled receptor signaling pathway. Gene Ontology annotation, cellular component: membrane. The record is from RefSeq and is a predicted model, not a curated record. The transcript has a single exon. Gene Ontology annotation, molecular function: G protein-coupled receptor activity.
UCUGAACUUGCCCCAGAUGUAAUUGCUUCAGCACACGUAAUGUGCUCACUCCAACCACCCUUAUCUCCUCCAGAAAUGGCAGCAGCGCCGUGAUUUAAUCCACUGGAGCUACAAAUCAUGGAACUGUGGAAUAUUACUGACCUGCAGGCCGAGCCAAACUCGGCUUUGUCCAACUGCACAGUGGACACCAGCUACCGCUUCACCUUUUACCAAGUGUCCUAUAGUGUCAUCUUUCUGCUGGGACUGGCCACCAACGGCAUGGCUCUGCGCAGGCUUUGUUCCACGCUCCGCACCAUGAACUCCACAGCCAUCUACUUAGCCAGUCUGUCCACCGCCGACCUGUUUUUCGUCAUCUCUCUGCCGAUGAGAAUCUAUUACUACCACCAAAAGUCUCGGGCCGUCUCUCACAAGACCGGAGAUCUCUCCAGCUGGAACCCCGGAGCCGGUUACUGCCAGGUCACGUUCAUCCUGAAGUACAUCAGCUUAUAUGGGGGCAUCUUCUUCCUCGUGUGCAUCGCGGUGGACCGGUACUGGGCCGUGGUGCAUCCUCUGGCAUCUCCACACCGCAGGAUGCGCAUUGCACAGGUGGUAAGUGGGGGGAUCUGGUGCCUGGUGCUGGGACUCAGUGUGUGUCUGCCUUUGCUGUACUUGGCAGCGUCCCACCAACACCAGCCGUGUCUGUUUGACCCCUCCUCAUAUCGCCACCGAACUAUCAUCCUGGUAGCCCUCGGCUUAGUGAUGGGGUCGUUUCUACUGCCGACGCUGACGCUCUGCUACAGUUACUGCAGAGUGAUGACUGUGCUCCGUAACUCAAGACGCCGCAGCCACCGCCGCAACCAUCGGUACACCCUCAGAGUUAUCUACCUGGUGCUGGGGGUCCACCUGCUGUGCUUCCUGCCCUAUCACGUCAAUCUGCUGGGAUACACGCUCACGCAGGUGAAGCUGGUGCCCCACUGCGGCCUGGCCAAGGUGACCAUGGCUGCGCAUCCCGUGGUGCUUUCUCUAGCCAGUUUCAACUGCUGCCUUAAUCCACUCGUCUACUAUUUCUCCAGCAGCCUGCUUCACAGAGAAGCUCCCAGGGGUCGAGUUAGAGGCAGCAAAUGACCCACGAUUACUGAGAAAUGCUCCAAUCACUGGAACGGCUUUGCUGUAUUAGUGUAUGUUAAGAACUCUAUUACCAAUGCAGUUUGCUUUUACAGUAGGAAACUUGUCAAACUCCAUAGAGCCCCGUUCAGACAUGUGAGACGUGCCAUUAAUCUGGUGGGAAUUGAAUGAGUUUGAAUGACCCAGCCCCCAAUGCUUUUCCACAUUAUUUCUCAAUGGAAAUCUUGUUAAAUCAGACAUAAUGACAUUUGCUUUUCUUUAGUCAAUAACACCUACGGUUGUACAGUAAGGUCAUUGGUGGUUAAUGUAAUUGGCAUAU